Molecule: messenger RNA, 930 nt
Organism: Penicillium riverlandense
Lineage: Eukaryota; Fungi; Ascomycota; Eurotiomycetes; Eurotiales; Aspergillaceae
Product: agmatine deiminase family protein
Exons: 1
Coding region: 1-930 (309 amino acids)
Biological process (GO): putrescine biosynthetic process
Molecular function (GO): agmatine deiminase activity; protein-arginine deiminase activity
Source: RefSeq, a predicted model, not a curated record
AUGAUUAGCAACAAGGACUGCGGCUCCUUUGGGGUCGACAUCAUUCCAUUUGACACCAACCAUCUCUGGGUUCGCGAUACAGCGCCAGUAUACGUUAUUGGUAAUGAUUCAAGCCCAGAAAACAAAAACAAGCGGUUAGCGAUCAAUUUCAGGUUCCACGAAUGGGGCAACAAAAUCCCUCCGGAGCACGGAUCAGAGAUCGACUACGAGUGGCCAAACUUGGGUGAAGAUGAGAUUCGAAAAAAUGCAACUUUCGCCAAACGGGUGAUUGAAAACGACAUCCACCCUUUCCCAGCGACCUGUAUCGAAUCAAAAGUUCGUUUGGAAGGAGGCGCUAUAGUUUGUGAUGGCGACGGUACACUGAUUGCCAGUGAGAGCAGCAUCAUUGACAACGAAAGAAAUCCUGGACUGUCUAAGCAGGCUAUCGAAGAAGAGCUGAGCAGCUUGCUUGGAGUUGAGAAGUUUAUCUGGUUUCCGGGAUUUAAAGACCUGGAUGUCACAGAUGUUCAUGCAGACGCGGAAGUGCAGUUUAUUCGGCCUGGUGUUGUUGUUCUCUCUCGGCCUCAUGAAUCUGCCCCGAAAGAAUGGUGGGAUGUCUACGAGCAAGUGAAAAGAGCGCUCACACUUGAGAAAGAUGCAAAAUGUCGCCAAUUUCAAAUUCACACAAUCGAUGAGCCCGACCCGAAGUUUACAAAGAAUUCAAAGCAUGAGGAUCCUGCCACCAACUAUGUGAACUUCUAUUUUGUCAAUGGAGGGCUGAUUAUCCCUGCCUUUGGGGAUCCACAAAAGGACAUACAAGCACUGAAGACCAUGAAGGAACUGUGCCCUGAUCGAAUUGUCACGCAACUACAUGUCAAUGCUCUUCCUCUGAAUGGUGGCGUUAUACAUUGCUCCACCCAGCCUGUCGUUGAUAUCAGCGGCGGUUUCUGA